GGCCUCAGUCCGGGGCCUGGCGGAGUUUCUCCGGGCCGGGAAGUUUCUGGGCUGCCCGCGGUCCAGCCUCCAUCGCCGACCUCGCGCUGCGCCCCCGCGCGCGCCUGCCGCCCCCGCGGGGCGCCGGCGGGGGCGGGGCGCUGGCCCGCGAGCGCUUCAAGGUGGUCUUUGCGCCGGUGUACUGCAAGCGGACCUGUCUCAAGGGCCAGUGUCGGGACAGCUGUCACCACGGCACCAACAUGACGCUGAUCGGAGAGAACGGCCACAGCACCGACACGCUCACGGGCUCCGGCUUCCGCGUGGUGGUGUGCCCUCUGCCCUGCAUGAAUGGUGGCCAGUGCUCCUCCCGAAACCAGUGCCUGUGUCCCCCCGACUUCACUGGCCGCUUCUGCCAGGUGCCCGCCGGAGGAGCUGGCGGUGCCGGAGGAGGCUCAGGCCCGGGGCUGGCCCGGGCGGGGUCCACAGGCACCCUGCAGCCCCUGGUUCCAGAGGGCGAGUCUGUGGCCAGCAAGCAUGCCAUCUACGCCGUGCAGGUGAUCGCCGAUCCUCCCGGGCCGGGGGAGGGGCCUCCUGCCCAGCAUGCAGCUUUCCUGGUGCCCCUGGGGCCGGGACAGAUAUCAGCAGAAGUGCAGGCCCCGCCCCCCGUGGUGAACGUCCGAGUCCACCACCCGCCUGAGGCUUCGGUCCAGGUGCACCGAAUCGAGGGGCCCAACGCUGAGGGCCCUGCCCCCUCCCAGCACCUGCUGCCGCACCCCAAGCCUCAGCACCCACGACCUCCCACCCAGAAGCCCCUCGGCCGCUGCUUCCAGGACACGCUGCCCAAGCAGCCAUGUGGCAGCAACCCCCUGCCCGGCCUCACCAAGCAGGAGGACUGCUGUGGGAGCAUCGGCACUGCCUGGGGCCAGAGCAAGUGCCACAAGUGCCCUCAGCUGCAGUACACAGGGGUGCAGAAGCCAGGUCCUGUACGUGAGAUGGGCUCUGAGUGCCCCCAGGGCUACAAGAAGUUCAACAGCAGCCACUGCCAGGACAUCAACGAGUGUGCGAUGCCAGGGAUGUGUCGGCAUGGUGACUGCCUCAACAGCCUGGGCUCCUAUCGCUGCAUCUGCCCACCUGGCCAUAGUUUGGGCCCCUCCCGCACUCAGUGCAUUGCAGACAAGCCUGAGGAGAAGAGCCUGUGUUUCCGCCUGGUGAGCCCAGAGCACCAGUGCCAGCACCCUCUGACCACGCGCCUAACCCGACAGCUCUGCUGUUGCAGUGUGGGCAAGGCCUGGGGAGCAAGGUGUCAGCGCUGCCCAGCAGAUGGCACUGCUGCCUUCAAAGAGAUCUGUCCAGCUGGGAAGGGGUACCACAUCCUCACCUCCCACCAGACACUCACCAUCCAGGGCGAAAGCGACUUUUCCCUUUUUUUGCAUCCUGAUGGGCCGCCCAAACCCCAGCAGCUCCCCGAGAGCCCCAGCCGGGCACCACCACCUGAGGACACAGAAGAAGAGAGAGGUUUGACCACAGACCCACCAGUGAUCGAGGAGCGGUCAGUACAGCAGAGCCACUCCACGGCCACCACCUCUCCUGCCAGGCCCUACCCGGAGCUGAUAUCCCGCCCCUCGCCACCUACCAUCCGAUGGUUCCUGCCCCCAGACUUGCCACCCUCCCGCAGUGCAGUGGAGAUCGCCCCCACUCAGGUCACAGAGACCGACGAGUGCCGACUGAACCAGAACAUCUGUGGCCACGGGGAGUGCGUCCCGGGCCCCUCCGACUACUCCUGCCACUGCAACCCUGGCUACAGGUCACAUCCACAGCACCGCUACUGCGUGGACGUCAACGAGUGUGACGCGGAGCCAUGCGGCCCCGGGAAGGGCACUUGCCUGAACACCGGCGGCUCCUACAACUGUCACUGCAACCGCGGCUAUCGCCUACACGUGGGCGCCGGGGGGCGCUCCUGCGUGGACCUGAACGAGUGUGCCAAGCCCCACGUGUGCGGCGACGGCGGCUUCUGCAUCAACUUUCCUGGCCACUACAAGUGCAACUGCUAUCCCGGCUACCGGCUUAAAGCCUCUCGACCGCCAGUGUGCGAAGACAUUGAUGAAUGCCGGGACCCCAGCUCCUGCCCUGAUGGCAAAUGCGAGAACAAACCCGGGAGCUUCAAGUGCAUCCCUUGUCAGCCUGGCUACCGCAGCCAAGGGGGCGGGGCCUGCCGCGACAUCAACGAGUGCGCGGAGGGCAGUCCCUGCUCUCCCGGCUGGUGUGAGAACCUCCCCGGUUCCUUCCGCUGCACUUGCGCCCAGGGCUAUGCGCCCACGUCCGACGGCCGCAGCUGUGUGGAUGUGGACGAGUGUGAGGCUGGGGACGUCUGUAACAAUGGCAUCUGCACCAACACACCAGGCUCCUUCCAGUGUCAGUGCCUCUCUGGCUACCAUCUGUCAAGGGACCGGAGCCACUGCGAGGAUAUUGAUGAAUGUGACUUUCCUGCGGCCUGCAUUGGGGGUGACUGUAUCAACACCAAUGGCUCCUACCGAUGUCUCUGCCCUCAGGGGCAUCGGCUGGUGGGUGGCAGGAAGUGCCAAGACAUAGAUGAGUGCAGCCAGGACCCCAGUCUGUGCCUGCCCCACGGGGCCUGCGAGAACCUGCAGGGCUCCUACGUUUGUGUCUGCGAUGAGGGCUUCACACCCACCCAGGACCAGCAUGGCUGUGAGGAGGUGGAGCAGCCCCACCACAAGAAGGAGUGCUACCUUAACUUCGACGACACGGUGUUCUGUGACAGUGUACUGGCCACUAACAUCACCCAGCAGGAAUGCUGCUGCUCGCUGGGGGCCGGCUGGGGAGACCACUGCGAAAUCUACCCAUGCCCAGUCUACAGCUCAGCUGAGUUCCACAGCCUCUGCCCGGACGGAAAGGGCUACACGCAGGACAACAACAUUGUCAACUACGGCAUCCCCGCCCACCGCGACAUCGACGAGUGCAUGUUGUUCGGGGCGGAAAUCUGCAAGGAGGGCAAGUGUGUGAACACGCAACCCGGCUAUGAGUGCUACUGCAAGCAGGGGUUCUACUACGACGGGAACCUGCUGGAGUGUGUGGACGUGGACGAGUGUCUGGACGAGUCCAACUGCAGGAACGGCGUGUGCGAGAACACGCGCGGCGGCUACCGCUGCGCCUGCACCCCGCCCGCCGAGUACAGCCCCGCGCAGCGCCAGUGUCUGAGCCCCGAGGAGAUGGACGUGGACGAGUGCCAGGACCCGGCAGCCUGCCGCCCUGGCCGCUGCGUCAACCUGCCGGGCUCCUACCGCUGCGAGUGUCGCCCGCCCUGGGUGCCCGGGCCCUCCGGCCGCGACUGCCAGCUCCCCGAGAGCCCGGCCGAGCGGGCCCCGGAGAGGCGCGACGUGUGCUGGAGCCGGCGCGGGGAGGACGGCAUGUGCGCGGGGCCCCUGGCCGGGCCUGCGCUCACCUUCGACGACUGCUGCUGCCGCCAGGGCCGCGGUUGGGGCGCACAGUGCCGCCCGUGCCCGCCGCGCGGCUCCGGGUCCCAGUGUCCGACCUCGCAGAGUGAGAGCAAUUCAUUUUGGGACGCGAGCCCCCUGCUGCUGGGAAAACCUCCGAGAGACGAGGACAGCUCCGAGGAAGACUCAGACGAGUGCCGCUGUGUGAGCGGCCGGUGCGUCCCGCGGCCUGGCGGCGCCGUGUGCGAAUGUCCCGGAGGCUUCCAGCUGGACGCCUCCCGCUCCCGCUGCGUGGACAUCGAUGAGUGCAGAGAACUGAACCAGCGCGGGCUGCUGUGCAAGAGCGAGCGCUGCGUGAACACCAGCGGCUCCUUCCGCUGCGUCUGCAAGGCCGGCUUCGCUCGCAGCCGCCCACACGGGGCGUGUGUGCCUCAGCGCCGCCGCUGAGCAGCCUCGGCCAUCACGCGAUCACCAAGCGGUUUCGGCUGACACUGGGGGCUAGCUCGGUAGCUCCUGCCUGCCCCAACUCAGGAUUCGGACCCAGGGACCCUCCAGGGCUGCAGACCCUUUUCUGCACCCCAGGCCCGGGGGUGCCCCUGGAGGCCUCGAUUCAUGGUUGGGUGUUGGGUCUGUCGGGCACUGUCAGCCUUCCUGAGGAAGAAUCCUAGAAACUGAUAAAUCAGAUCCAGAUUGCGCCUCUUCAGUUUACUCUUGGCUUUCAAAACAAAUUGACGUUCACAUCUGUGGUUGGCCAGGACUGUGCAGGCCAGUGCCGGACCCCAGCCAUCAUGGAGGGGCUAGACUGAGCCCAGGACUGGGGGUGUGAAAUAGAAUUUAUUGGGGCUCUGAUUAUGUACACGUGAGAUGCGCCUGGCAGGUCGGCCGGGCUCACAUGGUUUUGUACAAUAAAUACAUCGGCUGGGCCUGCUUUCCUCA
Molecule: messenger RNA, 4367 nt
Organism: Chinchilla lanigera (long-tailed chinchilla)
Lineage: Eukaryota; Metazoa; Chordata; Mammalia; Rodentia; Chinchillidae
Gene: Ltbp3
Product: latent transforming growth factor beta binding protein 3
Molecular function (GO): calcium ion binding
Source: RefSeq, a predicted model, not a curated record